Molecule: messenger RNA, 1734 nt
Organism: Eimeria mitis
Lineage: Eukaryota; Apicomplexa; Conoidasida; Eucoccidiorida; Eimeriidae
Product: Afh1, related, related
Exons: 3
Coding region: 1-1734 (577 amino acids)
Source: RefSeq, a predicted model, not a curated record
AUGGAAUUCAGGAGUACUGUCGACAGCCGCCUCAGCUCCUUGCACUACAUCCUCGUUAACCUGAUGGCGUCUCUGCCGGAUUUGCAGUUGGAGCGGUUGCCUGAGGAGAUGCCUCUGGUGGAGAAGGCGGCUCGGCUAACAGAUGAAGCGUUGGAUGCUGCGGCUGCUCUGCUGCAACGCGAGACGCAGUUCCUGCUGCAGCAGAUUCAGCAGCAGGGGAGGCCCCAAGGGGGCCCGUGGGGGACUCAAGAACUGGAACGCCUGCGGCGCCUCCAUGGGGAGACAGUGCUGGGGUUUGAACGGGUCCGGCAGCGAUAUGCAGCAAGCAAAGAGAAGGUGAUGCAGCUUGCGCGUUUCUAUGGUGAGGAGCCGCAGCGGCUGAGUGCUGCUGCUGCUGCUGCAGCAGCAGCAGCAGCAGGAGAGGGAUGGGGUGGGCUCAUGCAUGCUUCUCCCUUCUCUACGCUUGCUGCAAUUCUCCUGACGUUCAAACAAACACUCCGGGAUAUUCAGCAGCACCCCAAGCGAUAUGCAGUGCUGCUGGCCAACACCGGCAGCAGCAGCAACAGCAACAGCAAAAGCAGCAGCAGCGCAGGCAGCGGCAAGGACGGCAGCAGCAAGAAUACACGAUCAGAUGCUGCGGCUGCCAGCGCUGCUGCAGCAAAUGAGGAGGGCGAAUCUGCUGCUACUGCAGACAUGGCCGAUGCAGCAAAGCGCACACCAGCAGCAGCAGCAGCAGGUGGUCGCGGGUUGCAAAGCCGAUUGCUGCGCAAAUGCAGCAGCCCAGAUCCAAUUCCUUUUACUGCUUCUGCUACUGCUGCUGCUGCUUCUGGGGCGUUGAAGGCUGAGAGGGGACAGCGUGUCUCCGGCCUGUCUCCUCCUCAUCAUCAAGAGAGGCUACAGCUGCCAAGGCGCAGCUCGAGCUGCUUCGAUCUGGAUUCUUCUCUCCAACAACGGCCUAUCCCACAGCAGCAGCAACAUCAACAAGCGCAACCCGCAGUGGCUGCAGAGCAACAGGGGCAAAGUGGUGUUCAGCAACCCCACCAGCAUGCAGCCGCUGUGGCGGUGCGGCUGCCUGCGGGUAGCCGGGUGCCUGGUGCUGGUGAGAAGGGCAUCGAGUGCUUCCGCGGCCCCGCUGCUGCUGCUGCUGCUGCUACUGCUGCUACUGCUGCUGCUGGCAAUCGGGCGACGCUGCACGCGCUCAUCGACGAACCCUCGUUCCCGGCUUUGGAUGUGGCGGCCUCCAUCAAUAGGGCGCUGUUUGUUCAGACAGAAACUCCCGCUACAGCAGCAGCAGCAGCAAGUAGACCGGAAGUCGCUGGGGGAGAGGCCCAUCAGGAGAGGUCUGUCACAGAGGAGACGCCACCUUGUUCUGCUGCUGCUGCUUCAGAGCAGCAAGGUAAGCACUCGCAGCAGCAACGGCAGCAGCAGCUCCUGCUGCAGCAGCAGGCACCUUCUUCGGUGAGAGAGCCGUUUUUUCCUCCUCGCGUGGUGCCAAGGCGCUGGAAGCAGCAGCAGCAGCAGGAGGGAGCCAUUCCGCGCAUGAAGGUGCCGCUGCUGCUGAGGCCGCGGCUGCCGCCCCCUGCGUUUGUGCGGGGCGAACAUCGUAGGGUCCCGCGGAUCGAAGGGAAAUUUGGGCAGCAGCAGCGACAGCAACAGCAGCCUCAGGCAGAGCAGCAGCAGCAGCAGGAGGCAGAGCAGCAGCAACAGCAGCAACAGCAACCUCCUGGGGUUUGA